AUGGCUGCGCUGGCGAUAUCCAGAACGGACAAUUUCCUCCACACUUUUUUACAGGACCGCACACCCAGCUCGUCCCCAGAGAGUGGCCCCAACCCGCUGUCCUUCCUGGCCACCACGUGCAGCCAGGCCUGGCAGGUGGCGCCCACAGGCACUGGCGGCGUGGGAGGCCCCGAGGGCCCCCAGUUCCCCUAUGAGGGCGCCGUGAGCUCGGCCUCGGCCAGCAUGUUCCAGCUCUGGAGCAACGAGGUGGCCCCCAGCUCCGGCCUGGCAGCGGCAGCCGCUGCACAUCAGAUGGCGGCAGCGUUCACCGUCCCCAAGGUGCCCUUCGCCACGGGUCACCACAUGCAGACGGGCCACCUGCCCCCUCCCCCGCCACCCCACGCACACCACCACCACCAUCACCAUCACCACCACCACCACGAGCUGCCGCUCACCCCUCCGGCCGAGCCCCCUGCCGCCUACUCCUUCGAGCUCUCCCCGGUGAAGGUCAUCUCGUCCCAGGCGGCACAGGCCAGCACGGCGGCGCCAUCCCCGUACUACCCCCAGCACAACGCCGUCACCGCCGUCAGCCAGAACUUCUCCAGCUUCCUGCAGACCUCCACGGCCCGUGGGCAGCACCUCACCGUGGCGGCCGCAGCAGCAGCAGCGGCGAGCCACGCAGCGGUGGAGGAGAGCCAGCAGUGGUGGAGCCUCCCCCAGACCAGCGGCCCCGCGCCCGGACACCCGCACGCCCACCCACACCACCCGCACCACCCCUUCUCCUCCCUGGGCCGGCAGCUGGUGCUGGGCCACCAGCCACAGAUCGCCGCCCUGCUCCAGGGCACCUCCAAGGGCUUGCUGAGCUCCACGCGACGCUGCCGGCGCUGCAAGUGCCCCAACUGCCAGGCGUCCGGCGGCGGCACGGGCGGGCACGAGUUUGGCAAGAAGCGCCUGCACAUCUGCCACAUCCCCGAGUGCGGCAAGGUGUACAAGAAGACGUCGCACCUGAAGGCCCACCUGCGCUGGCACGCCGGCGAGCGGCCGUUCGUCUGCAACUGGCUGUUCUGCGGCAAGAGCUUCACGCGCUCCGACGAGCUGCAGCGGCACCUGCGCACGCACACGGGCGAGAAGCGCUUCGGGUGCCAGCAGUGCGGCAAGCGCUUCAUGCGCAGCGACCACCUCUCCAAGCACGUCAAGACACACCAGGGACGCAAGGGGCGCGGCGGGAGCGGGAGCACAGGGGCAGGGGGAGCGGGGAGUGGGGCAGGGGGACACACAGCCUCCUCCUCCUCCUCCUCCUCAUCCACAUCUCAGCAGCAGCACAAUGCACACAGCCAUCACCCGCACCACCAUCACCACCACCAGCACCAGCACCCGGAUACUCUGCUCAGCAUCAAGAGGGAGUGA
Molecule: messenger RNA, 1386 nt
Organism: Engraulis encrasicolus (European anchovy)
Lineage: Eukaryota; Metazoa; Chordata; Actinopteri; Clupeiformes; Engraulidae
Gene: sp5l
Product: Sp5 transcription factor-like
Exons: 2
Coding region: 1-1386 (461 amino acids)
Biological process (GO): regulation of transcription by RNA polymerase II
Molecular function (GO): DNA-binding transcription factor activity, RNA polymerase II-specific; RNA polymerase II cis-regulatory region sequence-specific DNA binding
Source: RefSeq, a predicted model, not a curated record